This is a messenger RNA of Cooperia oncophora, 1320 nucleotides long. The record is from the annotation of a GenBank genome assembly. NCBI's taxonomy places the organism in Eukaryota, Metazoa, Nematoda, Chromadorea, Rhabditida, Trichostrongylidae.
AUGUUCGCGAAUGAUGGUCAACGACUUUUCGAUGCGGUGACUUUUGCUCCUCUCGUAAUCGUUGGACCUCUCGUACUCAUUGGAGGAAUAGCGUAUUUGCUGGCUGUUGUCGGACGAUGGUCAUUGCUUGGAAUUCUUGUCUUUUUCAUUUUUGAUGUCAUUCAGUAUGGUCUGGGUAAGACUAUGGUUCGUUGUCGUAACAAUGCCAUCGAAAAGACAGAGAAGAGGAUUAGUCUGAUGGGAGAAAUUAUCCGAUGCAUUCGUGUCAUAAAGAUCAACUGUAUGGAAGAAAGUUUCUCGAAAAAAAUUGAACAAAUGCGUCAUGCUGAAAAAAUCGACAUCCGAACAGCCGGAUACGCGCAAUCGUUAGCUAUUGCUUGUGGACCUGUUGUACCAGUUGUGGCCGCAAUUCUCACUUUUCUAGGAGUUGUGCUUUCAGGGCAUGAUCUGCUUGCUAGUGACGCCUUUUCUGCAAUUACUGUGUUCUUUGUGAUGUUAUUCGGUAUUCGAAUGAUUCCGUAUGGUAGUCGAUAUUUGGCUGAAGCAUUGGUAGCGGUCCGACGAAUUCAGGAAAUUCUCCUUUACGACCAAUGGGAACCGGUUCAACCUCAUGCACAGGACCAGAACAUAGCUAUCCGGUUCUACCAUGCGACGUUCGCGUGGAAUCCUCCAUCAGCCGAACCCACUUCGCCUCCAACCGAAGCAACACCUGUGAACACUGAACAAUCCUCGUUCGCUCUGGAUAAUAUCACGUUGAACAUUCGCAAAAAGGAGUUGACGGGCAUCUGUGGUGCAGUUGGAAGUGGAAAAAGUGCACUACUCAACAGCAUUAUUGGACACAUGUACCCCGUGAAUGGAGAACUGGAGGUUGGUGGCACAUAUGCUUAUGUUCCACAAACACCAUGGAUCCAGAACGCCACUGUCCAGGAAAACAUCUUGUUUGGUUCGACCAUGAAUUCUCAACGAUACUAUAAGGCUGUUAGCAGUUGCCAGCUUACGAAGGAUUUGGAAACAUUGGCUGCGGGAGAUCAAACUGAGAUUGGAGAACGAGGCGCCACACUUUCCGGUGGACAGAAAGCUCGAGUUUCGCUAGCCCGUGCUAUAUUUGCUCACAAAGAUAUCUAUCUUCUAGACGACGUUCUCGCUAGUCUCGAUAAAAAGGUUGGAGACAAAAUAUUCGAGAAGGCUGUCCGAGACGUGCUUUCCAGCAAGACCGUUUUAAUGGUCACAUCGGAUCCACAGGCAUGUUUUCCUUUUAUCUCGUUUGAUCUCAUCUUACAUGAAAACAGAGUCACAUGGCACGGGUGUUAUUGUUAUUAG